Molecule: messenger RNA, 1875 nt
Organism: Alternaria novae-zelandiae
Lineage: Eukaryota; Fungi; Ascomycota; Dothideomycetes; Pleosporales; Pleosporaceae
Exons: 1
Coding region: 1-1875 (624 amino acids)
Biological process (GO): tRNA methylation
Cellular component (GO): cytoplasm
Molecular function (GO): tRNA methyltransferase activity
Source: RefSeq, a predicted model, not a curated record
AUGGAGACCUCAACUUCCAGGAUCGUCCUUGUUGUACCUAAACAGCAUGUCAAGACUGUGAAAUCAGCCCUAGAACGGGCCGGACAGUUUGACCGGAACAGCAAGAUCGUGCCUGACUUGGAUAGCGAAAGAGUAUCAAGUGCAGUCGGGAAUUCGACUGGUCCGACACAGAGUGCUGAUCUAUCGAGGUCAUCUCCACCUGAAGCAGACACUGCGGCAUCACCAGCGGAAGCCUCACAUGCACCACCAAACCUUACACAGCAGUCACGCUUCCCGAGGCUCCACUUCGACGCGACCCGCGGCGAAUAUGUCGACCAGUCAUCUUUGGAAGACAGAACUCAGCGUGGAAGCCAGAUAGUUGAGAAUGAGACCUCGAGCCCGGCGGGCGAGUCACCUGGUGAUCGCGACAGUCAUAUCAGGUUUCCCACCCUGCAGUUUGAUGUGGUCAGAGGAGAAUAUGUUGAGCGUUCUACCGUGAACACGGAGGCUGACAAGGCUAGAGAGCCUGACCAAAAUCGGAUGCGUAUCCCCACGACCAUCCCGUGUCCUGCGCCUAGAAACAGCUCAAACGACAUCCUGGAUGCUGAGGGUUUGAAGUCCAAGAUAACAGAAGAUCUCGCACUGAGCGAGAUCUCCACAGACAUAUCCAUCUCACACCACGUCCCAAGCACGGCAGCAUCACCGCGUGCGGCUCACUCAAGUCCCCUUCACAAGGCUUUAGGAACCGCGCUCACCUUGCUUCUGGAUCUUGCCUCUGUAUCGCACACACUCACGGUCGAAGCACUUGUCACAGCUUUCCCAGACGGAUAUUCAGUGUACAAGCCCAUGCUUCUUCUUCCGCACAACGCAUUGUCCUCCGCCCCCUGGCGAGCUCUCAGCACCACUUAUCCAGCCGACUCCGACGAAAUGAAAGCAGUAUGGCGAGAUACAGCGAUAUCAGUGGGCGCAACACACGUCGCCAUCAACGCGCCCAUACCCAUAUCCACGUCUUCAACAUCAGCAUCAUUAUCCACCACGGCAGGCGAAGAGAACAUACUGCGUAGCCCAACCAAUCUCACACCUCUCUACGGCAACUUCGGUCCCGCACCAACCUCACAAACCAUCACCUCACCAUCAGCAACAGACUUCGCCGACGCCCUAUGGGUAACUGCGCGCCAAAACGGUAUUUGGCAGACCUGGGCGCCGCUCUACACGAUGUUCAGUCGCGGCAAUGUCAAUGAGAAAGCAAGGAUAUUGAAUCUUGCUUCGGUGAAUAAUCUGGAUGUUGCAUCAACAGCCGUCGAUCUUUACGCUGGAAUCGGCUACUUCGCCUUCUCGUACAAGAAGAGUGGAGACAGACGGGAUACAGGUAUCAAGCAAGUCGCAUGUUGGGAGAUAAACCCGUGGAGUGUGGAAGGACUACGGAGAGGUGCAGAGAUGAAUGGGUGGACGUGCAGAGUCCUCAAGGAUACAGACAUAGCGCAACUGCGUGAAAGUCCCUCGAGAGACGAUUCCUGUCUCGACCAAGCGGAUCUCCUGGUCUUUCAGACGAGCAAUGAGAGUGCCGAGACGGACUACGCGUUGCUUCCAUCGCCUAAGCCACCUGUUCGACACGUCAAUCUAGGCUUGCUGCCUUCGUCGAAGCUCUCCUGGGGCGUUGCAGUUGCCAUGCUUGACAAGCAGCUUGGAGGGUGGAUUCAUGUGCAUGAGAACGUUGGAGUCAAGGACGUCGAGACGAGGCGAAAGGUUAUAGAAGAGGAAUUCCAGAGUCUGGUGGACAAGAGGGACGCCGCAACCAGAAGGAAGGUUCUGGUGGAACAUGUGGAGAAAGUGAAGAUGUACGCACCUGGUGUUGUGCACUGUGUUUUUGAUGUUGUCAUUGGAGGCGAUAUCUGA